Molecule: messenger RNA, 8656 nt
Organism: Achroia grisella
Lineage: Eukaryota; Metazoa; Arthropoda; Insecta; Lepidoptera; Pyralidae
Product: multiple epidermal growth factor-like domains protein 8
Molecular function (GO): calcium ion binding; protein binding
Source: RefSeq, a predicted model, not a curated record
AUGUUUUAUCCACGCAUUCGGGAGAAAGGUGCAGGGUUAAUAGUUCUCAGUUGGACUUGCCUGGCUGUGCUGUGCGCCGCGUCCACAGCGCCCUGCGACAAGACCCGCAGGGUUUUCACACAGCCCAGCGGCAUCAUUACCGAUGGACCAAGCAACUCUAAUUAUACACAAGAUUCCCACUGUGAAUGGCUGAUCAAAGCUUCGAAUAAAUCCCAAUAUAUAACGUUAAGUUUUAUUCGUAUGGGUACAGAGUGCUCAUAUGAUUAUGUGUUUGUUUAUGACGGUGAUUCCUUUGAUGCUCCACUACUUGGAAGUUUCAGUGGAAAAACUGAACCACAAAAUGUGACUGCUUCUAGUGGUUAUAUGCUAAUACUUUUGUAUAGUGAUACAAAUUAUGUACUAGAUGGGUUUCGGGCUACAUAUGCUAUACACAACUGUCCUAACAACUGCACAGGUCAGGGCGAGUGUGUGUCUAACAAAUGUUUCUGUGAAGGCAAGUGGGGUGGACCCGACUGUAGUGUUAAAUUAUGUCCUAAUGAAUGCUCAAAUAAUGGACAAUGUAAAGGAGAUAGAUGUAUUUGUAAGAAAGGGUAUUCAGGAGAUUCAUGCUCCUUAAAAAGUAUAGAUAAAGAUGGCAACAGCUGGCAUUGGCUGUCACGAACAGAGAGUGGUAUGACUAGGAGGGCAGCUCACUCGGCUGUUUAUGUCAAUCAUACAGACUCUCUGUAUGUAUUUGGAGGAUAUGAUCUGAAUAAGGUUUUAGGUUUAUUGGAGGUUUAUAGUUUUUCUACUAGUCAAUGGUAUGAUGAAAAUGGGAAAGUUGUGAGAAGGUAUCCCACAAAUGAAGAAAUUGAUAAAUCAUUGUUGACGCUUUUCAAGAAGGGUGUUCUUAAUGAUAGUUGGCACAUAGGCAAUGGAAGUUCAUUGUUUACAUUAAUUCUAUCAUCCUUCUCUAACAAUGACAAAACCACAUUUCCUGUUAUGUAUACUCAUUCGCCUGCACCAUACUCAGAGAGCUAUCUGCAUUUUACUGAUAGACCAGAGAUGUUUAAUUCAAUGAAAUCAAAUUAUACAAAACCUGAGCCACGGUAUGGUCACUCUGCAUGUGCAUUUGGGACGGGUUUUGUUCUAUAUGGAGGAAAACUGUCAGAUGGGAGUCUUUCUUCCGAGUUGUGGUUUUUUGAUGCAAUAACAAAUAGAUGGACAUUACGGGCUGUCAAUUCGACAUUCAUUCCACCUGGACUCACAAGACACACACUGACAGCUGUGAAAGAUGAGUUAUACUUGUUUGGAGGAAGUACAAUGGAAGGAGAAUUUUCUUCCAGUAUGUAUAAAAUAAAAUUAGGCGAUGUGAAUACAGAAUUUUGGGAAAAAGUUCAAGUUAGGGGUGGAAAAGAACUGGAUGUCCGUGUAGUGGCACACACUGCUGUUUAUCAUUCCCAUUCUAAUUCCAUUUUAGUCUAUGGAGGUGUUGUUGCUAGCGUUGCAAGGUUUUCGAAAUUGUCGGAUAGGAUGUUUGCGUUUGAUAUAGACUAUAGACAUUGGAGUGAAAUACAUUACCCGAGAGCACAUUUAAGAGAUACAUAUGUUCCACGAGAAAGAGCAUUUCAUACUUCAACUGUUAUUGGCAAUUAUCUCGUUGUUUUCGGUGGCUACUCUCAUAGACAUAACAGAGAAGAAAUAUGUUACGACGGUCAAAUGUAUUUGUACCAUCUUGGAUGCCAUUCGUGGAUUCCGUUGGAUGUGUUAGAAACACCAAAAUUCUAUCCAAAGAAACAGGGUGUAUUCGCUCACGCGGCGGCGUUAAAAACUCCAUCUACUUUACUAAUAGCCGGAGGAUAUCACGGCAAUGUCAAUGGAGACUUGCUCGCAUAUGUUGUUCCUAGUUGGCAAGCAGGAAUUACCAACAAUAAUCCAGAGUCGGCGUGUCCCCGACAUCAGACGCAACCUGAAUGUCUCGCGGACCCUGAAUGCGGCUGGUGCUCUGCUGAUGACAUAUGUUAUGGACGGACAAGUGGAUCGAAUUGCACACCGAAUUUGCAAUCGAUACGAUGUGGAGGUAUAUGUCCAGCUCUCGGCGAUUGUCACUCUUGCCUCAUUCACGGACCACCGCUAGGGGAAAAUAGUACGCGAACGGCUUUACCGUCAGUCAGCACAAAACUAGGAUUAUUCAAAUGCAGUUGGUGUGUUCAGAAUGCUCGCUGUCAUCAUAAAAAUGACAAUUAUGGUGUUUGUGGAGAAGAUACCCCAUCCGAAAAUCCAGGCUGGUGGGGUACGACGGGAACAGAAGUAACAACCCCGGAAGAAUGUAAAGUGUUAGAUAAACGACCUGGACUUACUUUCUUAAGAUACCAGCAGCCUGCUGACUGGAGUCACCCUGACGCCGUAUCAGUGGUGAAUGCCACCACAGUUGAUUGGGGGACGGGUGGAGGAAGUAAUCAUAUAUUUAGUGGAUCAAGUGAAGCCAGAUUAAGAGGUUGGCUGCAUAUACCCCAAUAUUGGAAUGGAACAGGCGAAACAUUACACAUAUGUGCCGGAUAUUCCAAUAUAUCAUUAAAAUUAGGAGAUAACACCAGCUCGGCAGCUAAUCUGACAGCGCAGCCAUCGGCCUGCUCACUAGUCGAUUGGCCGACCUUGUUUCCGGGACGACUCUCAGUUGAUAUGCAUGCUAAUGAUUCAUUGCAUACAGGUUUAUAUCCAUCUCAUCAUCAUGCCAAAAUGGAGUUGCUUCAUAAUAAAUCGCAAGAGAGUGCAAAGGUAUUCACAUUUGAAUUUCUGGAACCCUAUUCGGAUGGACAAUGUUCAAACUAUGGUAACUGCUUACUAUGUCUAUCGGAUGCUGCUUGUGGAUGGUGUGAAUUGACGAAUCGCUGCGAGCUCAGGAAUACUGACGAAACGGACGCGUGCGCCGCCGACGGCGAGUGGAGGUAUCUCACACUUCAACCGGCGGCCUGUCCCAACUGUUCGAAUUACAUAAGCUGCGAGCGGUGCGUGGCGGGCAACUACUGCGAGUGGUGGGCGGACGAGGCUCGCUGCGCCCGUCGCGGCCGCGCCGGCGGAGCCAUCCUCGACACCAGCGAGUGCCCCGCGCCCUGCCGCAUGCGGCUCGACUGCGAGCACUGCCUGGACGAGCGCGGCCGCUGCGUCUGGUGCGAGGCCACGCGCCAAUGUUUCAGCUUUAGUGUCUAUACGAGCGAAUAUCAGUUCGGGUUAUGUCGCGAGUGGCUCGACCGCGCGUCGACUCCGACUGAUGAUGCCGCUCGGAAAUCGGGACAGUGCAAGUCGUGUCAGGGCCACACACAAUGUUCUACAUGUCUACGAAGCAUGGGAUGCGGUUGGUGCCACUCCCACGAGAACCCAAUUAAUGGGAUGUGCACUGAGGGUGAUUUUACCAGGGCUCACAUCGAUUGUGCAUCUCUGUUAAAUGUUACGUCGUCUGAUGCAGGUUGGGCCUACGCACAAUGUCCUGAUGUCGACGAGUGUGGACUUGGUCUUCACGAUUGUCACGAACAUGCCGUAUGUAAUAACACUCAUGGAUCGUACACGUGUAAAUGUAAACAGGGUUACAUUGGUGACGGCAAGAAAAGCUGUAUGCGAACUUGUUACAACAAUUGCAUACAUGGGUAUUGUCUUGGGCCUCCACAGUACAAAUGCUAUUGUGACUUAGGAUGGACCGGGGCGGACUGUUCCAUUAAUUGUGGGUGUCAUAAUCACUCUACAUGUCGAACUGGUGUAGGACGUUGCGACGAAUGCCAGGAUUGGACUGAAGGAGAAUUUUGUGACACAUGCAAGCCCGGUAGCCAUGGCAAUGCUACUACCGGACAGGGAUGUAGGCGCUGUGAUUGUAAUGAUCACGGCGAUGAGACAAAAGGCAUUUGUGAUGUCGCAACAGGAGAAUGUAUUUGCAAAGAUAAUACUGAAGGUCAGAAUUGUGAACGAUGUAAAUCUAAAUUUUAUGGGGAUCCGCGACAUGGUGGAAGAUGUUACUAUCAGUGUGAACCUAGAGGUAUGUUAAAUGCUUCUGACACAGAAGGUAUUGGUUCUUAUAAAACAGACCCAGACAUUAAAACAAUUGGACCAUCCAAAGAAUGCCUCUGGAUUAUAUCUGCCGAAGAUAUCAAAGAUGCUAUAAUUCAGUUUACGAUAAACUCGUCUACGUUCGACGUACCUUGUGAUGAGAAUGCUGUGUACGUGUACGAUGGACUUGGUGGUGUUCCAGAUAUGAGCAAUAAUCAGCAGAGCCAAUUAUUAGGUGUUUUUUGUAAUGGAGCUUCCUCUGGAGUCGUGGAAGCACGAAGUGGAAAUUUGACAGUCCAUUACAAACAGGGACAAGCAGAACAAGGCUUUGAAGGAGUGUAUAAAGUCUUAGCAUGUGAAGGAUAUUGUACAUGGCCGAGGGUUUGCAACAAAAGACAUUGUGUGUGUAGAGAAGGCUAUGGGGGAACAGAUUGCGAGGUUGAGAUAUGUAGGAAUAAUUGUAGUGUAUCUAUCAAUGCAGGUAUAUGCGACACAAGUUACGGCCGAUGUCUUUGCAAUGAAGGUUAUGGUGGCGCUGAUUGUUCUACUAAAUUGGAUAACACGCAACUAGUCUUUACAGAACUUUUUAACUCAGAAUAUUUGUCAGAUGGUCUAGAUCAUUUAAGGAAAACAUUGCCAAGAUUUGGACAUAGUUUAGUUGCCGACAGACGUGGAUUGUGGAUGUUUGGAGGCUAUUCUCUUUCUCAUGGGCCUUUAAAUGACAUAAGGUUUUUCGAUACUAAAAAUAACACCUGGAUGCAAGUUACAGUAGAAGCUACUCCUGAUGCUAAAAUGCCUGAAGGCCGAUAUUUCCACGCAGCCGAGAUUUAUCAUUCCAAACAAAACAUUUAUAUUUACGGCGGUCUAAGUUUGCAAGAGAAAAGCGUUCAAAAUAAAACAUUAGGUGAUUUCUGGCAAUUCAGUUUGAAAGACCAAAGGUGGAGUAACAUUAAAAGUAAAGACGAGCAACCACCACCUCUUGCUGGCCACACACUCACAUUGCAAAAAUAUCAAGACUACGAGAGUUUGGUCUUAAUUGGUGGGUUUUCAUUAGAGCAAGGUUUUAUGGCUAAUAUGUGGGAAUUCGAUCUCGAUCAUGAAAAAUGGAUAAAAUUAAACUGUGAAGGUUCUAAGCCUGCGGGUAUAAUCGGACACAGUACUGUGUAUCACGCUCCCUCGCAAAGUUUGUAUGUGUAUGGAGGUAUUUUAUAUGCUUAUAAUGGAACAAUGAUGUCUAAUAAAUUGUUUUCAUUACAUUAUCCAACGAAAAAAUGGAGUGAAUUGCCAACAUUCCCGAAUCUGAAUCACUUCUAUGAUAAUUUACCACAAGCUACGUAUUUACAUUCAGCGGUUACAACAAAUGAUUAUAUGAUUGUAUUUGGAGGGAGAACUUAUCCUGACCAUAGAACCGACACCCUUAUUGCUUAUAUCUAUAGCUGCAAUCAGUGGGUUAGACUUGUUAAAGGAGUGAGUAUAGUAGGUCAUCCACCUCCACCUACAAUAGCACAUGCUAUGGCUAUCGAUAUAGAAUCAGAAAAUGAAGGAUACAUUUAUAUAAUAGGGGGAUGGACCGGGAGUGCCGAUUGUCAAGUCACCCGUAUAUCUUUGCCCGAUGAUUUGUGCUCUUUGUGGAGUGCCAGCAAAAUGGAAUGUCGUAGUCAUAUGGGCUGUAGUUUUUGUAGCACUGGAAAUUAUACAAAGUGCUAUUCUGUGGACAAGCCUGGGUGUGAAGGAAGCGAUCGGGUGUCUACGAAUUCUGGUUCAUCCUGCGACGCCGAAUUAGUUUCUAGACGAGCUUGUGAAAACUUCACUACCUGUACAUCGUGCCUAGCUGCUUGGCCCUUAUAUCCAGAAGAGAAACCUGCAUGCCGUUGGUGUGAAUCCUGUGCGGCUGCUGUAGGUGAAUGUGUGCCUACUGACGAAUCAUGUACCAGCAUCAAAUGCAAUGCGGGUACUACAUAUAUUAGUGACGUUGACCAAUGUCCAGAACUACGUUGUGUAGCAUCCGACUGUGACAAAUGUGUAUCCAAUCAGUGUACAUGGACACGACAAGCCAGUAGAGAAGGCCAACAAACAACAAUAUCUGAGGACCCACUGGAGUUAUUCAACUGGACUUGUGCAUCCAUCGAGGAGGCCGGGCGGGCGAGCCUGCGGCCGACAUCUCGUGAGGAGUGUCCCAACCGGUGCUAUACGUACGACGAUUGCCAGUCGUGCCUGAGCGCGGACGGGGCCGAGGGCGGUUCGUCAGAAUGCCACUGGGCGACAUACCUGGGCAAGUGCAUUUCGCCGGCGCACCAGCCAGUGUACUGCGCGGGCGGCGUGUGCGGGCUGGUGCUCACGAAGGCGGACAAGAGCAAGUGUCCGGCGCCGUGCGGCACGUUCGAGCAGUGCAGCGAGUGCCUGCACCACUCGCACUGCGGCUGGUGCGCGCUGGCCGGCGCCAACGGGCAGGGCGUCUGCACCGAAGGCUCAGUGGAGGCGCCGCUCGACUACUCGACUCGCACCACGUGCGCGGCCGUGUAUGACGCCGCACACCGCCAGCGUGAUCUCAACGACACCUUCUCGUGGCACUACACUCGCUGCCCGCCGGAGAACGAGUGCGAGAACAACCACCAUCAAUGUAAAGCGGACUCCGAGGUGUGCCGCGACCUGCCCGAGGGCUACUCGUGCGCGUGCGGCGCGGGCCACCGGCGCGCGGCGGGCGGGUGCGAGGCGGUGUGCGCGCAGGGCUGCGUGCGCGGCGCCUGCGUGCAGCCCGACGUCUGCCGCUGCGACUUCGGCUACGUCGGCGCCAACUGCACCAUCCAGUGCCAGUGCAACGGCCACUCGCACUGCGAGGGGCCCGACAAGCUCGACGUCUGCCUCCAGUGCCACAACAACACCAUGGGCAAACAGUGCGAAAAGUGCAAGCCGAACUUCGUGGGCGAGCCGACCAACAACGGGCAGUGCGUGCCGUGCUCGACGUUCUGCCACGGGCACACGGCGGCGUGCGCGGGCGAGGCGGCGGAGGCGGCGCCCGACGACGAGUACUCCCGCGAGCGCGCGCGCUGCCUGCGCUGCGCCAACCACACCGCCGGCGCGCGCUGCGAGCGCUGCCUGCCCGGCUACUUCCGCGGCUCCGACGACUUCCGCGACCUCUGCCGCCCGUGCGAAUGUCACGGGCACGGCGAUACGUGUGACCCGGUGACCGGAGAGAAGUGCAACUGCGGGAACAAUACCGAGAGCGACAUCUCAUGCCAGACCGCCAGCUCCAGCAAGAACUCUGCGCAAGAAUGCUGGCGAUACCAGUGCGUGAAAUGCAAGGACCUCUACAUGGGUGACCCGAGAAAUGGACAUCAAUGUUACAAGACCAUCAAUAUCGAAAAUAAAUUAUGUUUCGAUGGGAAGUCCAUAGACGAAUGUAAGAUCAAACCACGCCCAUUAUAUCCAGGCCAAACGGUAUUCGUAGCCGUAAACCCGAGGUACAUGAACGUAGAUAUACGGGUCAUAGUAGACGUCACUCAAGGCGCUGUCGAUUUGUAUCUGAGUCCAAAUGAUAGUUCGUUCGUGGUAGCCGUAAACGCAAGCAACGGCGCACACGCAGUGGAGUUAGACCCAUCGUACUACAAGCACGAACCGUUCCGCAAGAUACCGUCCUUCGACGACCACGUGCCGGACCAACCACGUGUUUCGUGGUGGUACGACAAAAUAGAGUACACACUAGCCGAUUAUAAGGCGAAGGAUCUCGCCACUUACGUGACGGUCGACAGGCGAAACAUACUGCUUCGAGUGCGCAACCUCCGCAACCGCCUCGUCCUAACCCUGCCCGAGAACGUCCACGACUUAACCCACACAAAGUUCUACAUUAUCAUCAAAGCGAGAAAUACGGAAGAUGGCGCCGCGAGUUUCGGUGUCACGUUCUUCCGCCAAGAUCAACUACACAUCGAUCUGUUCGUGUUUUUCUCAGUAUUCUUCUCCUGUUUCUUCUUAUUCCUUGCGGCAUGUGUGGUCGCGUGGAAAGCGAAGCAGGCUGCUGACGUGAGGCGAGCUCGACGGAGACACGUUGUCGAGAUGCUGCACAUGGCGAAGCGUCCGUUCGCGGCGGUGACCGUGGUGGUGAGCGGCAGCAACGUGAAGGUGGGCCGCCGCCGCCCGCCCGACCUGCGGCCCGUCGCCAUCGAGCCCACCGGCGACGGCCGCGCCGCCGUCACCACCGUGCUCGUCAGGUUGCCGGGCGGCGCGCGCGCGCCCGUGCGGCUGUCGCUGGCGUCGUCGCUGGUGCUGGUGUCGCGCGCCGCGCCGCCCCGCGCGCGCCCGCGGCCCCCGCGCCUCCCCUCGCACCCCGCCUCCGCGCGCAUCGCGCUCAACACCUAGGCCUCGCCGCCCGCCGCACGCGCUCACUAUCACCCACCCAUACCUUCAUCGACUGGUUGUUCUAUUACUUCGAUUAUUACCUGCCUUUACGCGUACGCUCUUUCACGCAGAAUGUGUAUGUAAAAGUAGACAAAAAAGAGAAUACCCGCGCGCGCCUCUUUAUAAUAAUUAAUUCAUAUUGCAGAAUGAAGGACAUCUGACUAUAUAUAGAAUAGAGACAAAUAUUAUUAUUUGUAAAAUAAAAACAGUGGAAUAAAAUAAUUAAUUUAACAAAAAGUAAAAUAAC